CUGAGGUGUGUAAGGGUGUGUGUGAUUUGGGACACACCCACUGAGUAUGAGUCUGGUUUAACUGUAGGUGACCUCCUGCAUUUCUCCUCACUGAGGUGAUCUGACAACAUAGAGGAUCAUUUUAAACUGUUUUAAUCAGAAUGGGUAACGCCGUGUUUCUGCUCCUGCUGUUUGGUCUCAGCUCUGUUCCUGUUGAAGCAAUCAAUGUGUCUCUCCUGGCCAGAGGAUUAUCCAACUGUAUCUUUGAGAUUUGCACCACUGAGAUUUACACAUGCCAUCAACUCUAUGGACAGCUGAAGGUAGACAACUUCAAAGCAUGUCUGAAGCAACUUUGCACGGAGGAGAUGGAAGAGUGUAUGGACUGGGUUGUGUCUCAAAGGAUGGCAGUGGCGGCCGUGGAGAUGAUCAGAGAUUCAUUUAUUCACUGCUAUGUGCACUGUGGAUUUCAGAACAAGACCAAAUACACAGAUUGUUUUUUGGACACGCUGGUGGAUAAAACUCAGCCGUACAUCUCUGUGUUGGCUGCAGGCUCAAGUGAUCCAGAUUUCAUGUCGUGUUGGUUACGACGAGGCCUGGGAGCGGUGAAGAGCUGUUUCCAUCACUACAGCGAGCUCUCCUUCACCGUCAUACACAACAUAGUGAACAAGUUUCUCAACAACAAACACGAAUAUAUUUCAUGUUUCAUGGAGCUGUACAAUAACGGGAACAAAGAAUGCCUCCAGAUGUUCCUGCAACUUUUUGGUUCAACUCCAACCAUGAAUAUUAAAGCUAAAGACUUCUUCAUUUGCAGCAUUAACGAAAUGAUUUCAUUAACACCGACGUGUUGAAGAUGAAGUGGAACUGAAUUUUGUCAGAUCAGAGUGGACGAGUCCAACAAGAUUAUUGUAAUUUAAAUUAUCAACCAUAUAAAAUAAUUAAUCAUAAACUCUUUAAUCAUGUGAUUUCAGAUGAUUAAUUUGAAUGUAGUGUACUACUGAAGUCUUUUGUUUUGAAGUUUUCAUUCCUUCUUAAACUCUCUGUAACUUAU
This is a messenger RNA of Neoarius graeffei (lesser salmon catfish), 1027 nucleotides long. RefSeq lists its product as uncharacterized. The transcript has 12 exons. The record is from RefSeq and is a predicted model, not a curated record. NCBI's taxonomy places the organism in Eukaryota, Metazoa, Chordata, Actinopteri, Siluriformes, Ariidae. Bases 141 to 827 code for a protein of 228 amino acids.